Messenger RNA from Cydia strobilella, 5797 nucleotides. Its product is annotated as probable pseudouridine-5'-phosphatase. Bases 250 to 990 code for a protein of 246 amino acids. The transcript is spliced from 4 exons. The record is from RefSeq and is a predicted model, not a curated record. NCBI's taxonomy places the organism in Eukaryota, Metazoa, Arthropoda, Insecta, Lepidoptera, Tortricidae. Gene Ontology annotation, molecular function: phosphatase activity.
AGUAGGUUCAAGGAACUAUUUUAAGAUGGGGAGUAAAGUUAAUUAGGGAAAAUACCUAGGUCUGGUGUUCGAGUUUUAUUUUAAUAGUCUUACAUGGAAAAUGAGCCAAUUUUAGUUUAGUUUAAAUUGUAAAUAUAUUUAUUAUUGGUACAUUAUUUUCCUAAGAAUUAAAUAUAAUAAUCAAAUAUCGAGAAGAAACUUACUUUUAUUCUAAGUUUACAUAACCAUUGAUUGAAAGUAAAAUCCACAAUGUAUUUUUGUACUAAAAUUGUCUUGAAAACGCUCGGAAGACGAUUUUUGUCAACUAAUAAGUUUCGAAGUGUUACGCAUUGCAUUUUUGAUAUGGAUGGUCUACUCUUAGAUACAGAACUUGUCUACAAGAAAAUGGUCACUCAGCUGUGUGCAGCAUAUGGACAUGAAUACACGGAUGAACUUAUGAUGAAGGUUUUAGGAGGAACUGAGCAACGUUUGUCUGAGAUUCUGUGCAAGGAAUUAAAUCUUCCAGUAUCUGCAAAAGAAUUUAGAAAUCAAUUGCUGGAACUAGGUGAUAGAAUGCUUGCUGGCACUCCUCUGUUAGAUGGGGCAGAAAUAAUAAUAAGGCAUCUGCACAAGAGUAAAGUUCCAUUUGCAUUAGCAACUUCCUCUAGUGAAAGAUCUGUGGUUACUAAGGUAGCUGCGCAUAAAGAGUUGUUCAAGGUAUUUAACCAUAUGGUCAUGGGAAGUAGUGACCCAGAAGUAAAAUUUGGAAAGCCAAAUCCGGACAUAUUUCUAGUUGCUGCUGCGCGAUUUCCUGAUAAACCACACCCAUCCCAGUGCUUGGUCUUCGAGGACUCUCCACACGGCGUCACAGCGGGAAUUUCAGCUGGCAUGCAAGUGGUUAUGGUGCCCGACCCCCAUUUAGAUAGAAAACUGACUGAACAUGCCACCAUAGUUCUUCCUACUUUGUCUAAAUUUCAACCAGAGCUAUUUGGAUUACCAGCUAUGCAGUAAAGAAUGAGAUGCCUACAUCAGUGUCAGUCCUUUGUUGCACGUGCGUUUUGUUUCACGUAAUCUAUAUACCUAUAUAUAGGUAUAAACGUAAAAGUCCUGACUGACUGACUCACUUAAAUCAACGCCCUUAAAUCAAAGCUGAAAUUUUCACAAUAGGUAGCUUUUAUGACGUUAGUAUCCACUAAGAAGGGGUUUUUCAAAAGUGGUUUUUCUAAGGUGGUGAAAAAGGGGUUGAAAGUUUGUAUGGAGAUCAUAAUUUUUUUUUAGUGCGGGACUUGAAACUUCGUGUAAAGGCAUAUUAUUAGAAUACAAGAAAAGCGAUUUCAGCGUUUUUAAAAAUUCAUCCCCUAAAUGGGUUCAAAAAGGGUUGAAAGUUUGAAUCCAUUAAAAAUACUUUGAAACUUCCUAAAAAGGCAUAAUAGCCGAUUAUAAAAAAAAGUAAUAUUGAAGUUAUUUCAAAUUCAACCCCUAAGGGGGUUAAAAAGGGGAUGAAAGUUUGUCUUGGGGUUGGGUUUUAUAAUAUAAAUGUUUAUUAGUUAUAAUAAAAAAAACAAGAGAACUCAUUUCAGCGUUUUUAAAAAUUCAUCCCCCAAGUUGGUGAAAAAGGGGUUGAAAAUUUGUAUGGAGAUCAAAUAUUUUUGUGAGUGUGGGACUUAAAUCUUUGUAUAAACAAUGAGGAUAUAAUAAGAUAGAGCGGUACUGUCAUAGUAAAUUUUGUAACCACUUUAAAUUCACUGCCAUCUAUCGACAUACUUUAAAACUAAGAAUGAAGAUUUAUAAAAAUACGUUAAAAUGUAUUUAUCUAUGGAUAAAUGUUUUUUUUAUUUGCAUUAAUUAUUUUUAUAUGAUAUUGACCCAUGUUCUUUCACUUGUAUGCGUUAAAAUUAUAAAUAACAAACGAAACAGUCAACGCCCUCUAUACGAGUGUAGGCCAAAACUAGUGGCGCCAUCUGAUCGAGAAUCAAAUUUUCGUGAUUUUCGAGGCACGUUUUUCCUUAGACUGUAUCCAUCUAUUACGGAGUUAUAUCUAUCUUUGGUAUAAAGGCAUAUUGUUAGAAUACAAGAAAAGUAAUUUCAGCGUUUUUAAAAAUUCAUUCCUUAAAAGGGUUAAAAGUUUGUAUAGGGUCCAAAUUAUAUUUUAAGCAAGGGUUUGAAACUUCGUAAAAAGGUAUUUCAUUAAAAGAGAAGAAAGCUAAUUUCAGCGUAUUUGAAAAUUCAUCCCUUAAGGUGGUGAAAAAGGGGUAGAAAGGUUGUAUGGAGGUCAAACAUUUUUUUAAGUGCGCGACUUGAAUCGUUGCAUAAAGGCAUGUUAUUAGAAUACAAGAAAAGUGAUUUCAGCGUUUUUAAAAAUUCAUCCCCUAAAGUGGUUAAAAACGGGUUGAAAUUUUGUCGUGGUCCUAAUUUUAUUUUAAGCUAGGUACAGAAAAACCUUCAUAGAAAGAUAUAUAAUUAGAAGAGAAAAAAACUUAUUUUAGCAUUAUUAAAAUUCAUCCCCCAAUGUGGUAAAAAUGGGGUUGAAAGUUUGUAUGGAGAUCAAUUUUUUUUUUUAGUGCGGGAAUUGAAUCUUUGUAUAAAGGCAUAUUAUUAGAAUACAAGAAAAGUAAUUCAAGCGUUUUUAAAUAUUCAUCCCCUAAAAGGGUUAAAAAGGGGCUGAAAGUGAAUCUAUUACAAAUGCUUUGAAACUUCUUAGAAAGGCAUUGUAUAAGAUUCCAAAAAAGUUAUUUCAACGUUCUUAAACAUUCAACCCCUAAAGGGGUUAAAAAGGGGAUGUAAGUUUAUAUGUGGUACAAAUUUUCUUUUAAGCUAGGAACUUGAAACUUGGUAAAAAGGGCAUUAAAUUAAAAUAGACGAAAACUGAUUACUUACACCGUUUUUGAAAAGUUUGUAUCAAUAGUUUCGGGAGCGAAUAUUUUUUAAAUAGGGCUUGUAAAUCUUCUAAGGGGGUCGAGAGGGAUUAUAUCGGGAACAAUUUUUUUCAGUUAGGGUCUUGAGACUUCGUAGUUUGUGAAAGACAAAUUUCAUGCGUUGUAUAAUUAUUAACAAAUGAUUAACCGUCCCUACUGCUAUCUCUUGCUGCAUAUAGUUAUAUGCUCAUGUAGAAUAUUUAACCACCAACAUACAAAUCCACGCGUACGAAGUCGCGGGCAACAGCUAGAUUUACCAUAAAAUAUGAACUGAAAUAUUAUGUGACUGGCAUUAUCAACUCUAUAUUUACCAUCGUAAACACUGUUAACUGACCAUUUGCAUACCUUACUGCAACGAGAUAAGGUUUACCAAUGGUCAGUUAAGGGUGUUGCUCAUUGACAAAUAACGUGUCAAAUGUUAUUGAUAUUGUCGCAUUACAAACUUGUAGACUUGGCAUGUAAAAAUAAUAAAAAAAAUAUAAAAAUAUUACCCCCAUUCAAAUAUAGCGGAAUCGAUUCUCCUAUCGAUUCUGAACAAACUGUUUUUAGGUUUUCAGUGGGUCAUGAAACACCGUGUAUAAACGUAAAAGUCCUGACUGGCUGACUGACUCACUUAAAUCAACGCCCAGCCCAAACCGUUGGACCUAGAGAGCUGAAUUUUUCACAAUAGGUAGUUUUUAUGACGUCAGUAUCCACUAAGAAGGGGUUUUACAAAAUUCAUCCCCUAGGGGAUGAAAUGAGGGUCCAAAGUUUGUAUGGGGUUCAAGUUUUAUUUUAAGCUAUGAAUUCGAACCUUGGGUAAAAUAUAUAUUAUUAAAAAACAAGAAAACUAAUUUCAGCGUUUUUUGAAAAUUCAUCCCCUAAGGUGGUUAAAAAGGGGUUGAAAAUUUGUAGGGGUCCUAAUUUUAUUUUAAGCUACUUGAAACUUCGUAGAAAGAUAUUUAAUAAAAAGGGAAGAAAACUUAUUUCAGCAUUUUUGAAAAUUCAUCCCCCAAGGUGGUAAAAAAGAGGUUGAAAGUUUGUAUGGAGAUCAAACCUUUUUUUGAGUACAGGACUUCAGUCUUUGUAUAAAGGCAUAUUAUUAGAAUACAAGAAAAGUAAUUUAAGCGUUUUUUAAAUAUUCAUCCCCUAAAAGGGUUAAAAAGGGGUUGAAAGUUUGAAUCCAUUACAAAUGCUUCGAAACUUCUUAGAAACGCAUUGUAUAAUAUUACAAAAAAAAGUUAUUUCAACGUUCUUAAUAAUUCAACCCAAAAGGGGGUUAAAAAGGGGAUGUAAGUUUAUAUGUAGUACAAGUUUUCGUUUAAGCUAGGAACAUGAAACUUGGUAAAAGGGCAUUAUAUUUAAAUAGACAAAAACUGAUUGCACCGUGUUUGAAAAAUUUGUAUUAAUAAAGUUUGCAUCGGGUGUAAAAAAAAAAUUUAUAUAGUGGACUUGAAAGUAAGUGUUGAGCGGGAUUAUAUCAAGAACAAUUUUUUUCAGUUUGGGGCUUGAAACUUCGUACUUUGUGAAAGACAAAUUUCAUGCGUUGUAUAAUUAUUAACAAAUGAUUAACCGUCCCUACUGAUAUCUUUUGCUGCAUAAUGUUCUAUGCUCAUGUAAAAUAUACAUAUAACCACCAACAUACAAAUCCACACGUACGAAGUCGCGGGCUACAGCUAGUAUUCAAUAAAAUCAAAAAAAUAUAAACUUGUUUCCGGCGGCUUAAAAAAGCCCCCCACAGCGUCAGUUCAGUCAGUUAUCCUCAAACAAGGCGACUCAUUUUAAGAUCCAACCCAUUACUUGACACCACGCUUGAAGUUUAACGACUAGGCUAGAGUACUUCAUUGUCGGUCGUCCUUACUCCUUACGAUCGACAAUGAGGUAAGUACCCUAGUCGUUAAAUUUUUUCUUUAGAAGGCACGAUGUAAAUAAAUGUGACGUUUGGAUUCCGGCUGCACGAGCAUUACUGCUGCUGUUUUGCAGCGCGACAUCACUGCCGACUGCAUUGCUGCUGCAAAUGUCAAAAACAAAAACAAUUUUGGCAGUAAUGUCGCGCUACAAUAAUGCUGGUGCAAUCUGAGUCCGAACUUCAAUUUUAAUCUGAACAACGUAUCAUUAUGUAGGUACUGGCCAAAAUAUUUUUCACAUCACCUAUUCGAAAAGGGAACUUUUCUUCCCUGUUAGGAGGGAUCAAAGUGGCACUUUUCUGUUCAAGGACAUUUUGUUGCCAGUAUGAAAUAUUGACACAAAGACAUAUGAAAUUAGUAUGCAUAUAAUCGAUUACAAUUUCUUUAAAAUCGAUUACGUGCAUACAAUUUUCUAACUUAAAUAAUAUUUUGUUGUAAUUGUAAACAAUAAAGAAAUAUAAAUAACAUAGCAUAGCAUAUAAAUAUAAAUGUAAUAAAUAAAUAUAUAUAUAUAGCGUAUUUUAAAUUAAUUAAUAGCAUAUUUAAAUUAAGUAAAUUAAUUAAUUAGCGUAAUAUUUACAAAGAAACGUAAAAAACAUUAGUUUAAUAAUUUAAUUUUUAUUUUGACAUUUUAGGUCUCCUUAAACGCAACCAUACUUGUCUAUGCAAUUUAAAAAGUUUUGUACAAAUAUUUCACAAAGCAUAAUUAUGCGGUUCUGUAUUGUGUAUAAAUUUGUAAAUACUUAGUUUAAAUCAAUAACUUUAUAAUAAUAAAUAUAAGUGAUAUCAGUCUUCAUAGUGUUCUUUCAUAGUGGAUUUGGUUCAAAAGGGUACUUAAGAGCUAAUUUGUUACCAGAAAAAUCUACAAAAAUAAUGCACUUGAUUUUCAUUGUAUCAUUUUAGGUGUUUGCUGCUGUUUUUGAAAAGAUAUUAGGUACAUAAUUAUGAGCUGUAAGUACUUUUAAUUUGUCAGUACAGUCACGUCUGAAAAUAUCCAUACGGACAAAGUGCCAGAAG